UUACUGCUCCUCACUUUUCCAAACCAAUCGGCUUCUAUUUAUCAGAUUCUGAAAAAGGAGAAUCAAAGCUUUGUUAGCCUCAAAGGAAGAAGAAAAGGAGCCAUAAAGAAAGAAAAAUGCUCAGCUUCAUCUUUAUGGUGAUUUCUGAUCUUCAUCGACAGAACUUUUGACGCCAAUUCCUUCUUUUGAUGCUCGCUUUCCACUCUUAAGAGCGAUAACCAUCAGAGAUCGCACCGUUUGGUUAAAUCGUUCUCUUUUGCUCAACUAUAGUCUAUAAGUAAAGAGUGAUUAAGGUUCUUAUCCUGCUUGCAUCGCUUGGUUUAGUUGCAGAUCCUACGCCAAGUUCCUUUUUUGAACCUUGAUUUUCACUCAGGCGAAAUUUGGUCAAGGCUCUUUUUUUUAUACAUCAAGGUCUGGUGGGAAGGAUCAGUUGCAUUCUGAUUCACAUUGAAUUGGAAUGGAAUGACCAGCUUAAACAAGUGAGAUGGAUGAUGGAGAAAUAGACCAUUCAAGCUACCCUUUGUUAGCCAAUCCUCAUAGAUCAAGCUGUGGAAACUAUGAGGAGUUGAAGAACAACAAGAAAUGUACUCAUACCCACACUUGCAAUCCCCCAGGACCAGCCAUUCCAACACACUCCCACACUUGCUACCACACUCAUACGCAAGUGUUCUCUCCUGAUGAAGAUGAUCUAGGUGGAGAAAAUGAGUUGAAGAAGCCAACAAAGAAACUUUCAGGGAAUAGAGAAGCUGUUAAGAAAUACAGAGAGAAGAAGAAGGCGCAUGAAGCUUACUUGGAGGAGGAAGUCAAGAAAUUGCGCUAUGUAAACCAGCAGCUCUUGAGGAGAUUGGAGGGCCAGGCCGCGCUCGAAGCUGAGAUUCUUAGGCUGAAGAGCCUUUUGGUAGAUCUACGAGCUAAGAUUGAUGCUGAGCUUGGUGUUUACCCUUCCAAGAACUUGCAGUGCGCUGAGUCCGAGUGUUUCAUGGGGCUUGUAGAAGGGGUUGGUAUGGAAGGAAGCUGUUUUCCUGCUGUUGAGGAUUGCCAGAUCAACCAAAUUGCUGAUUUGUCUCUAAAUUUGGAGAGUGUCAAUGGCGUGAAGGUUGGAGGGAACAUGCUAUCAUCAGCCUAUCAAGCUAAUAAUUUACUUGCAUGAAGGUUAGGAAAAUUCGAAGACUUGGGCUUCAUUUGGGACGGCUUUCUUACUGCUUCUUAAAAGCAGCUUUUAAGAAGCAGUAAGAAAGCCGUCCCAAACGAAACCUUGGAAGCUAUUUUAUUGUCUGAGUUGUUUUCUUAUAGCUGUAUAAAGUAUGUUGAGGAAUAUUAGGCUUUGUGUAGAAAUGACAGAUGGCUCAUAAGAAGCAUCAUUUAUAUAUAUAAUAUAAAUAUUGAGGUUUUGUUUUUGUAUUGCAAGUUAUGUAAAUAUUGAGGUUUGU
Messenger RNA from Dendrobium catenatum, 1430 nucleotides. Its product is annotated as basic leucine zipper 23-like. The coding region runs from base 485 to 1150 and encodes 221 amino acids. Gene Ontology annotation, molecular function: RNA polymerase II cis-regulatory region sequence-specific DNA binding; DNA-binding transcription factor activity, RNA polymerase II-specific. Gene Ontology annotation, biological process: DNA-templated transcription; regulation of transcription by RNA polymerase II. The record is from RefSeq and is a predicted model, not a curated record. The transcript is spliced from 2 exons. NCBI's taxonomy places the organism in Eukaryota, Viridiplantae, Streptophyta, Magnoliopsida, Asparagales, Orchidaceae.